This is a messenger RNA of Pyricularia grisea, 780 nucleotides long. RefSeq lists its product as uncharacterized. The coding region runs from base 1 to 780 and encodes 259 amino acids. Lineage: Eukaryota; Fungi; Ascomycota; Sordariomycetes; Magnaporthales; Pyriculariaceae. The transcript has 3 exons. The record is from RefSeq and is a predicted model, not a curated record.
AUGUCAAUUCCACUGACGCGACUGGGCGACAGAGCCUUCAGUCAUAGCGAAAACAACGAUGUAGAAGCCGAAUACGACCGACUUAGGGACUUGGCUCGACAGGAGGCACGGAAACGCGGUGACUGUUUCGAAAGGUCGCGCCAAGCGUACGAAAAUGGUGACGGCGCCGAAGCCAAGCGCCUCUCUAACGAGGGCAAGAAGCACGGCGCCAACAUGGAGCGCUACAACAAGCAGGCCUCUGAGUACAUAUUCCGGGAGAACAACAACCCGGAGCGCGUAGCCGAGGACACCAUUGACCUUCACGGCCAGUUCGUCGAGGAGGCCGAGGACAUACUCGAAGCCCGCAUCCGCGACGCUCAGGCCAGAGGCCAGAGGCACCUUCACGUAAUCGUCGGCAAGGGUAACCAUAGCGCUGGCGGCGUGCAAAAGAUCAAGCCCCGCGUCGAGCAGGUGUGUCGGGAACUGGGUCUCGACUUUGCCACCGAGGCCAACGACGGCCGCAUCUUUGUCGACCUGACCGGAGCCAAGGUCGGGGCGCCGCCGCCGCUGCCGCCGCAGCCUGGUGGUGGGUAUGGCGGUGGUGGUCACGGGCCCAGCCACGGAGGUCAUCAACCUCACCACGAUGCUGGUUACGGCCAGGCCCACCAUGGGGGAGGUCAGCAUCAACAACAUCCGCCGCAACAGCAACAGCAACAGCAACAUCACCAGCAACAGCAGCAGCAGGACGACGAUCUCAUCGGCAUGUUGCUCAAGAAGAUUCCUUGCUGUGUGGUUAUGUAA